Messenger RNA from Trichogramma pretiosum, 3537 nucleotides. It is a transcript of the gene Uba1, whose product is annotated as ubiquitin-like modifier-activating enzyme 1. Gene Ontology annotation, molecular function: SUMO activating enzyme activity. Gene Ontology annotation, cellular component: cytoplasm; SUMO activating enzyme complex. Lineage: Eukaryota; Metazoa; Arthropoda; Insecta; Hymenoptera; Trichogrammatidae. The record is from RefSeq and is a predicted model, not a curated record. Gene Ontology annotation, biological process: protein sumoylation. The coding region runs from base 274 to 3429 and encodes 1051 amino acids. The transcript is spliced from 4 exons.
AAAAUUUGCAAUUCCUUGUGCAGAUUGUGUUACAGCGUUGAACCAAAGUUGGCACUUUAAUGGGUAUAGCAAAAAUUAGUUUGAUUAUCAUUGUGGCCUUCUUGUAAAAGUUUGCUAAUCUUAUAAUGUGGUGAUGAUUGAGCUAGGCUCAACGUUAAAGGACUACUAAAAAUUGUCGGUAUAAUUUUUUUCGAAGUUUCCAAUUGACUGAAAAUUCUUGUUGAAAUUCAUCAGCUUUCAUCAAAAGCAUUAUACCCAGGUCUGUAAAGUCCGAUGUCUAGUGCUGAAGUGGUAGAAAAUUCUGUUGAUCCUCCAAGUAAAAAGCGAAAAGUUGCUGAUACUCUAGGAGGUGCAGAAAACCUUCUAAAAGCUGUAAACAUGGCUAAAAAUGGCUCUGAGUCUGAUAUGCAAGGAGAUAUAGAUGAAGGACUUUACUCUCGUCAACUCUACGUUUUGGGCCACGAUGCUAUGCGUAGAAUGGCUAGUUCAGAUGUGCUUAUUUCAGGUCUUGGUGGACUUGGCGUUGAAAUAGCUAAAAAUGUUAUCCUUGGUGGAGUCAAGUCUGUAACUUUACAUGAUACCGUAGCAUGCGGAAUAGAAGAUUUGUGUUCGCAAUUUUAUUUAACCAACGAAGAUAUUGGAAGAAAUCGUGCUGAAGCAUGCCAUCCAAGACUAUCAGAAUUGAACAACUACGUACCAACACAAUUCUAUUCCGGCCCAUUGACCGAGGAGUAUUUAAAAAAAUUUAGUGUCAUAGUUAUCACAGAAACUCCAUUGAAGGAACAGUUAAGGUUAUCGGAACUGGCCCGCAAAAACAAAAUCGCUUUCAUCGUCGCCGACACUCGUGGCCUGUUCUCGCAAGUAUUCUGUGACUUCGGUGACGAGUUCACCGUAAUUGACGCCACCGGCGAACCCGCCCUGAGUUCGAUGGUAGCAAGCGUUUCGCACGACGCGCAGGGAGUCGUCACUUGCCUGGACGACGCUCGUCACGGCCUAGAGGACGGCGACUUCGUUACAUUCUCCGAGGUCCAGGGAAUGGUGGAGCUCAACAAUUGCGAGCCCAAAAAAAUCAAAGUUCUCGGACCCUAUACCUUCAGUAUCGGCGACACGUCCGGCCUGUCGGAGUAUCGUCAAGGAGGUAUCGUGAAGCAGGUGAAGAUGCCCAAAAUAUUGAAGUUUUUACCUCUGAAUAAGGCACUGGAAGCUCCAGAAAUCAUUAUCAGCGAUUUUGCUAAAUUUGAGCAAGUGCAGCAGCAACAUUUGGCAUUUAUCGCUUUGCAUUCUUUCGUUGAGAAAUUCAAUCAUCUACCUAAGACUUGGAAUGACACAGACUACCAAGAGUUCUUGAGUAUCGCUCACACAAUGAAUAAGGAAUAUAACUUGAAUUACGAUAUUCAGGAGGAAUUCAUGAGUAUAUUCUGUAAAACCGCAGCAGGUGAAGUAAGUCCAAUGAACGCCGUCGUGGGUGGAAUUGUCGCUCAAGAAGUGAUGAAAGCUUGCUCCGGCAAAUUCCAUCCUAUAUAUCAAUGGCUCUAUUUCGAUGCCAUUGAGUGUUUGCCAAAAGACGUAUUGAAAAACAAUCCAGAAAAUGUCGCUUCAGUUGGAUCUCGUUACGAUCGAUUCAUCAACGUCUUUGGAAAGUCGAUGCUCGACAAGUUGGCAGAUACAAAGUAUUUCAUAGUGGGUGCUGGCGCUAUUGGCUGCGAAUUACUCAAAAAUUUCGCCAUGCUCGGAGUCGGUUCAGGAAACGGACACAUCGUCGUCACUGACAAUGACUACAUUGAAAAAUCAAAUCUCAAUCGCCAGUUCCUCUUCAGACCUUCCGACGUUCAAAAGUCAAAAUCAUCGACGGCUGCCAAAGCCAUUAAAAAGAUGAAUUCUCAAAUAAACAUUGUUGCUCAUGAAAAUCGAGUCGGUCCUGAAACAGAAAACGUCUACAACGACGAUUUCUUCAAACAGUUGGACGGCGUGGCGAAUGCUCUCGACAACGUCGAUGCAAGAAUCUACGUGGAUCGAAGAUGCGUCUUCUAUCGCAAACCAUUACUCGAAUCUGGAACAUUGGGAACAAAAGGAAACACUCAAGUAGUUGUACCAUUUAUGACAGAAUCCUACAGUUCUUCUCAAGAUCCUCCAGAAAAAAGCAUACCCAUUUGUACUUUGAAAAACUUCCCUAAUGCAAUAGAACAUACUCUCCAAUGGGCUAGAGAUAGUUUCGAAGGUCUAUUUAAACAAGGAGCUGAAAAUGCAGCUCUAUACAUAUGCGAUCCUCACUUCGUUGAGCGCACCUUGAAACUACCAGGUGUCCAACCAUUGGAAGUUCUGGAGUCUGUCAAAAGAGCUCUAGUUGACGAAAGACCGAAAAACUUCAACGACUGCGUUGUUUGGGCACGAAACCAUUGGCAAGAUCAAUUCAACAACCAAAUACGUCAGUUACUCUUUAACUUCCCUCCUGAUCAAGUAACGUCCAGUGGUCAACUGUUCUGGUCCGGACCAAAACGCUGCCCGAUUCCAUUGACGUUUGAUGCGUCAAACAGUCUGCACCUCGAUUACAUUGUCGCGGCAGCCAAUUUGAAAGCUGCGGUAUACGGCAUAAAGGGAUCCAAUAAUCGCGAAGAAAUAGCAAGCUUCGUCAACACCAUACAAGUGCCAGAAUUCACACCGAAAUCAGGAGUGACUAUUGCUGAGAAUGAUUCACAGCUUCAAGUAUCCAAUGGCAAUGGUAAUCUUGAUCACGAAAGAUUAACUACAUUACAGGCUGCCCUGCCAACCGCAGAAGAAUUAAAAGGACUCAGUAUGCAUCCUCAGGAAUUUGAAAAAGACGAUGAUUUCAAUUAUCAUAUGGACUUCAUUGUAGCUUCAUCAAACCUCCGAGCUUCAAAUUACAAAAUUCAACUUGCCGAUCGGCAUACAAGUAAAUUGAUCGCUGGAAAAAUCAUUCCAGCCAUCGCUACUACUACUAGCGUUGUCGCUGGCUUAGUUGGUUUGGAGUUGAUAAAAUUAACACAAGGCUUCAAAGAUCUUUCGUAUUAUAAGAACGGAUUUGUCAAUCUUGCUUUACCAUUUUUCGGCUUUUCUGAACCUAUAAGUGCGCCUAAAUUGAAAUAUUAUGAUAUUGAAUGGACAUUGUGGGAUAGGUUUGAAGUUCAAGGUGAAAUGACCCUUAAGGAAUUCUUGGAUUAUUUCAAAGAGCAACAUAAGUUAGAAGUAACAAUGCUUUCUCAAGGAGUUUGCAUGCUGUAUUCAUUCUUUAUGGCCAAGCCAAAAUGUCAAGAGAGAAUGCAUCUUUCCAUGUCCGAAGUUGUGAAAAAAGUUUCUAAAAAGAAAAUUGAACCUCAUGUUCGUGCUCUUGUUUUUGAGUUAUGUUGUAACGACGAAGAGGGUAAUGAUGUUGAAGUACCAUAUGUUCGAUACUUAUUAAAUAAAGAGUAGAUUCACAUAAUAUUUAGAGGCAAAAACAUGUACUUCGUAUACAGCAGUACUUCAGCAAAUUUUUACUGUUUAAUUUACAUUUAAUAAAAUUCUUCUAUACUCGUGGUC